AUGGUGGGAUCCACAUUUGCCAAAUGGAUGGCCGCGUUAUUGGUUGUUAGCAGUCUGCUAUGUGGUAACGUGCUCUGCGACGAUCUGAAUGAGGUGAUUCCUGAAUGUCACGUCGAAGAUCCUAUGCCCAGUGAUGCCAACCUAUCCGGUAGCACUCCUGAGCCAGUUAAAAAGCCUAGCUGGUGGCGUCGGAUUUUUGGUGGUUGGAGAAGAUGCCCUUCGGAAGAACCGGAACCCGUUGCAGUGCCAUGUUCAGGUCCAACUGAUGUUUCUCCUGAAGAAGAGGGUAAUAAAUAUUACCUAGAGGUUGGAGUGGAUGCUCGCAAUAGGCUGCGUUCUCAACACCCGUGGUAUCUGGUCAUGAAAUUCUCCAGGGAUGACAAUGACGAGCUUCCUGAAGAGCUUGUCAAGGAAGUUGAGAAGUAUAUAGCUUAG
Babesia sp. Xinjiang is the source of this 435-nucleotide messenger RNA. RefSeq lists its product as uncharacterized. Bases 1 to 435 code for a protein of 144 amino acids. Lineage: Eukaryota; Apicomplexa; Aconoidasida; Piroplasmida; Babesiidae. The transcript is spliced from 2 exons. The record is from RefSeq and is a predicted model, not a curated record.